GGAAGUGUUGUAGUUGACCAUCUUGUUAGAAGAGGUAUGGAUGAGGAUUAUAAGCGGCGGUCUGAUUGGUAUCAUCAUGGAGAGUCAAAUGGAUGAGAUAUAUGGGUUAUAUCAAGCUGCUGAGUUCAUGGAUGACGACUUUGUUGGAGAUGAUGAACCUGAUGAGACCGCAGAUUGUGAGAACAAGAAAGAAGAUGACUUCUUUGCAAAGCUUGCAGAUGCUGCAUCACCCUUAUAUCCAAGUUGUGUGAAUCACAGUAAACUCUCGGCAAUUGUGUCCCUAUUCAGACUUAAGACACAAAAUGGGUGGUCUGACAAGAGUUUCAAUGAUCUUUUGGAGACACUAUCGGGGAUGCUACCGGAGGACAAUGUGCUACAUACAUCACUAUAUGAUGUGAAGAAAUUUUUUAAGUCAUUUGAUAUGGGCUACCAGAAGAUUGAUGCUUGUGUUAAUGAUUGCUGCUUAUUCAGAAAGAAGUACAAGGAUCUCGAGAAUUGUCCUAAAUGCAAAGCUUCUAGAUGGAAGACGAACACGGUUAAUGGUGAAGUAAAGAAAGGUGUUCCAUAGAAAGUGUUACGCUACUUUCCAAUAAUCCCACGGCUGAAAAGAAUGUUUAGAUCUGAGGAGAUGGCUAAGGACUU
This is a messenger RNA of Arabidopsis lyrata subsp. lyrata, 642 nucleotides long. RefSeq lists its product as uncharacterized. Lineage: Eukaryota; Viridiplantae; Streptophyta; Magnoliopsida; Brassicales; Brassicaceae. The coding region runs from base 41 to 568 and encodes 175 amino acids. The transcript is spliced from 2 exons. The record is from RefSeq and is a predicted model, not a curated record.